Messenger RNA from Dentiscutata erythropus, 399 nucleotides. The record is from the annotation of a GenBank genome assembly. NCBI's taxonomy places the organism in Eukaryota, Fungi, Glomeromycota, Glomeromycetes, Diversisporales, Gigasporaceae.
UUCAGAUAUAUCAUCACAACUUUAUUUAUUAUUAAAAGUUGCAAAUAUUAAUUCAGACAAAAAUGGCAAAGUUUAUGUUCCUUUAAUUCCGGGAUAUAGUAUAUAUACACAUCUUGGUGAAUAUUAUUUUUUUAUAUGUCUUGAAUGGUGUGAGAUUUGUAAAAAUAUUCUUUACCGAUGGACAGAUUUUGGCACAAAUGAUAGUUUUCAAGAACCAGUUGCAUCAAACUGCUUACCUGAUUCAUUAACUAGUUUACGAAAUUAUAUUAAAAAUGACAAAACUAUUAAUUAUAAGGGUGAAGUUUCUAUAACAUACUUAAUGGGUCUAACAUGUACAGAAAAUGUUCAGUGGCUUCGAGGAUUUAUAAAUAAUAAAUAUCCUGAUAUUUUUUUAAAUAA